Phycomyces blakesleeanus NRRL 1555(-) is the source of this 486-nucleotide messenger RNA. RefSeq lists its product as hypothetical. The transcript is spliced from 4 exons. The coding region runs from base 1 to 486 and encodes 161 amino acids. The record is from RefSeq and is a predicted model, not a curated record. Lineage: Eukaryota; Fungi; Mucoromycota; Mucoromycetes; Mucorales; Phycomycetaceae.
AUGAAAUAUCUUUAUUUUCGCUCAAAAAUUUCCAAGUAUGGUAGUGGCGAAUUGAUUGAGAAUAUCGUUGAUUCUUCUGGAGCUUUGCAGUAUUAUCAACUUGCGAAAAAAAAUCAUACCAAUAUUAUCGAUAUAUCUUUAGAGCCUACUAGUAUGGUUGCAACCUCUGAAGAGAUGCACAAGAAAGCCCGUAGGGACCGACCAGCAAAAAAAAUUAUGCUGUCCACUUUCGUUGGCUCAAAUGCCUUUGUUGCUUCUCAGAGUCGCUCGUCAAUCAAUCAGCCCGAGUUUCAUCUUGCACUCAAGGCUUUGCCAAUGAAACCUGUUGAUCCUCAGUACUCAUACACCGUUGGACCUACUGAAUUCGUUAUCGCCUUCUUCAAAGAGUUUGUGUUCAAGCGAACCAACAUAAAAAGUGUUUCAACAGAAACUGAUAUUAAAGCACAGAUUGGCUUACGAGCCGAAGAUAAUGAGGAAAGACAAUAA